This is a messenger RNA of Jaminaea rosea, 1391 nucleotides long. RefSeq names its product glycoside hydrolase/deacetylase. Gene Ontology annotation, molecular function: hydrolase activity, acting on carbon-nitrogen (but not peptide) bonds. Gene Ontology annotation, biological process: carbohydrate metabolic process. The transcript has 4 exons. NCBI's taxonomy places the organism in Eukaryota, Fungi, Basidiomycota, Exobasidiomycetes, Microstromatales. The record is from RefSeq and is a predicted model, not a curated record. Bases 145 to 1083 code for a protein of 312 amino acids.
CCUCCUCACCACCACCUUACCAUCCCACACCUCACCACCUCCCGCUCUCUCUUCGUCAAUCAUCGCUAGUCUCACCUCAUCUCAUUGUCAUCCGAUCCAAACCUCAACACCUCACCAACUUCAUCCUAAGCAACCUCACCGACCAUGGUCCGCCUUACCUCUCUCGCCUUCCUCGCUGGCUUCGUUGCCACAGCAGUCUAUGCUUCCUCCUCUCCGGACCUCGCUGCCAAGAAGGAGCGCGCUAUGGCCCAGCUGAGCCCCGCGGUCCAGCGCUACCUCGCUACCCUUGACGAGUCCGAGUACGAGCUCGACCUCGAUGGCGCUGAUGAGGAUGAAGGUCAGCUGGCCGAGCGCGCCGAUAGCAGUCUUCAGGACGCUGCCUCCGGUGCCUGGAAGGGCUGCAAAAAUAGCGCUGUGAGCAUAUCAUUCGACGAUGGUAGCUACGACUACCGCCAGAAUCUCCUUGAUAUAUGGACGGGAGGGCACCAGGUCAGCUUCAUGAUCAAUGGCAACAACUAUCGAUGUGGGUACGAUGCCGCGUCCGUUUCGGGCAAUCGCAGGGCCCUCGCCGCUGGCCACCUGAUCGCCUCGCACAGCUGGGGUCACUACGACUUCGGCCAGGCCGGUACUUCUCACGACAUCAUCGAUCGCCAGAUCGAGCUCCUCGAGGAGAUGACGCUCAAGACUCUGGGCAUCGUACCCCGCUACUUCCGCUUCCCCUACGGUUCUUUCGCCCCCGAGACGUCGCAGUACAUCCGCAAGAAGUACGGCUACCGCAUCAUCCAGUGGUCUGACGACUCUGGCGACUCUAGCGGCGCUCCAGCUUCUCAGUCCAUCGCCAUGUACAACCGCUUCAAGAAGGGAGAGCAGCACCUCGUUCUCAACCACGAGACGUAUGAGAGCAGCGUCAAGCAGGUUGCUCCCGCUGCUAAGAAGGCUCUCGACAAGCUCGGCGUCAAGAGCGUCACUGCAGACAAGUGCAUUGGUGCUACUGUCUCGCCUUACAAGGUCAAGACGAACCCUCAGAAGCGCGACUCGAGCUGGACGUGCGAGGGCAAGCCCCGUCCUGGCCAGCCCAAAUAGGGGCGCCUAGCGUGUAGCAUCUAGCUUGACGUUCGAAAGAGCGCGCUGCCGAUCCUCGCUGCAGCCCUCAAGGACGAUCUUCGCCCCUCGCUCCUCCGUGCUCUCUGCGCCUCCUGCUUCCCGUGCCCGGUGCUCUCAAGUGCUCCGUUCCUGCGCGUCGUGCGCUCAUCGCCGCUUCCUUCCUCAAGUGAUGGCGGUCCUUUCUUGAUUCGUCUUCUCUCUGUCCGCUUGUUCUAUUCUUCUUUAAUCCAAUCAAUCAUGUGUCCGCCACUCGUAUUGCCUGCGACUCGAGUGAAGAGAGGUCGAGG